UAAGGGAUAAGACGAUGUAUAUUUAUCCCUUCUAUACCCUGUCGGAACGGGAGCCAUGUGCAUUGAAUUGAUGUUUUUGAACAUCUAAUGGUCCAAAUUCUCUUCCAUCCACUUGUCAAAAACACAGGGUACUUCGCCCACAUGCUAGAAUAUUUUUGCCCAAUUUUUAAUAGUAUUGAACAUAUCACCUUGGAGACUUGUGCUUUUAUUUGGAUAAAAAAUGUAUAGAGUUCCUUCACAAUGAUAACACACCCGCUCAAUACUCUGCUUUGACACGAAACACGACUCAGAGUCAAAGAACACAGGCUCCAUCCAUGGAUAUCGGCACUCCUUCAUGGUCUCUCUUGACAUCAGUCUUACUUGCAGCGCUAACCCUCAUCACCUUCUUCUUCUCAGCCCAUCUCCGUCGGCGGCGACCAAACCCACCACCGGGUCCAAAACCAUGGCCGAUAAUUGGAAAUCUCAACCUCAUAGGUCCUCUCCCUCACCGCUCCAUCCACUCUCUCUCCCAACAAUACGGUCCCUUAAUCCAAAUCCGUUUCGGUCCAAUCCCCGUCGUGAUCGCCUCCUCUGUUCCCAUGGCUAAACAACUCCUCAAAAUCCACGACCAAAGUUUCGCCUCUCGACCCAGAACCACAGCAGGCAAGCACACCAUGUUCAACUACACCUCCAUGACCUGGUCUUCCUACGGUCCCUUCUGGCGGCUUCUCCGGAAGAUCUACCUUACAGAGCUCUUCACCCCCAAACGCCUCGAAUCAUACGAGAAAAUUCGAAUCGAAGAAAUGGGGUUUCUUCUUAAAGGAAUCUAUAGUUCUUCCGGAAAAGAGAUCACUGUGAAAACCCAUCUUUGGAAUGCUAAUCUGAGCUUUAUAAGUCGGAUUGUAAUGGGGAAGAAGUUUUCUGAUAAGCCCAUAGUGGCGUUGGAGGAGUUCAAGAAGAUGUUUGAGGAAUUGUUCUUCUUGAAUGGGGUGAUGGAGAUUGGGGAUUAUUUUCCUUGGUUGGGUUUCUUGGAUUUGAAGGGUUAUGUGAAGCAGAUGAAGGUGUUGGGGAAGAGAUUUGAUGGGCUUCUUGAAGAGGUGAUUGGUGAGCAUGAGAUGAGGAGGAGAAGUGUGGAGGAUUUGGGAGAGAAGGAUAUGGUGGAUGUGUUGCUGCGGUUGGCUGAUGAUCCUAAUCUGGAAGUGAAGCUCGAUAGGACGGCUCUUAAGGGGAUAACGCUGGAUCUACUAGCGGGUGGUACUGAGAGCUCUGUAGUCAGUGUGGAGUGGGCUCUCUCCGAGCUCUUGAAAAACCCAGAGACUUUGAGGCGAGCAACGGAAGAGUUGGAUAGGGUGGUUGGGAGAGAAAGAUGGGUUAAAGAGGAUGACAUCCCACACCUACAAUACAUGGAUGCCAUAGUGAAGGAGACAAUGAGACUGCACCCAGUGUCACCGCUGCUCACACCGCAUCAGGCUCAAGAAGAUUGCGAAGUUGAGGGCUAUACCAUUCAAGCAGGAACCAGAGUACAUGUCAGCACAUGGACUAUAGGGAGGGACCCAAUGCUGUGGGAUGCACCUGAAGAAUUCCGUCCUGAGAGGUUCAUUGGGAAAGCGAUCGAUGUGAGGGGACAUGAUUUUGAGCUAUUGCCAUUUGGAUCGGGGAGGAGGAUGUGCCCUGGCUAUGUCCUUGGGUUAAAGAUUAUUCAGUCAUACUUGGCUAACAUCAUACAUGGGUUCCUAUGGAAAUUGCCGGAUGAAAUGCACCUUAAGGACUUGGACAUGGAUGAAGUUUAUGGUCUCUCAACACCUAAAAAGAUACCACUUGUUGCCAUUGCUGAGCCUCGACUUCCAGCUCAUCUAUAUUGUGGAUGAUCCUAUUUCAGCUUGCACAUCCUCCUGGCCUUGUUACCUAAGAAGUGCCUUGGAAGUACUCUGCUAACUGAUCAGAGGCCAGCUUGUGUAGUUUUGUAGGUAACCAGAAUCACUUUUCUAGUUUUUUUUCCCAUUACAGUUGAUAUAUUUCGAUAUAGACACUCCACUGAAUCAAAUAUAUUUUUCUGUGCUCAUC
Molecule: messenger RNA, 2043 nt
Organism: Macadamia integrifolia
Lineage: Eukaryota; Viridiplantae; Streptophyta; Magnoliopsida; Proteales; Proteaceae
Product: trimethyltridecatetraene synthase-like
Exons: 2
Coding region: 315-1847 (510 amino acids)
Molecular function (GO): heme binding; monooxygenase activity; oxidoreductase activity, acting on paired donors, with incorporation or reduction of molecular oxygen
Source: RefSeq, a predicted model, not a curated record